This is a messenger RNA of Harpia harpyja (harpy eagle), 5230 nucleotides long. RefSeq names its product pleckstrin homology and RUN domain containing M1 (gene PLEKHM1). The transcript has 13 exons. The record is from RefSeq and is a predicted model, not a curated record. Lineage: Eukaryota; Metazoa; Chordata; Aves; Accipitriformes; Accipitridae. The coding region runs from base 1343 to 4504 and encodes 1053 amino acids.
GGCGCUCCUCGGCCCCGCCUCGCUUGCGCGCCGGCGGCAGGAGGGGGCGGGGCGUGCGCGCUCCCGGCAAGGCCGGCACUUCCGGGUUCCCCGGCCGGAGACGCGGAGCCGCGACCCCCGGUUCCUCCCCCAUCAAGGGAUGCGAGCUGCCCACCGCGUCAGAUGGCCACUGAAUCAACCAGGAAGCUCCAGCACUGGCAAUCCAAAGCAACGCAAAAAUCGGGAGUAUAAAUACAGGAACAUUUUGCCUCAACACGUUGGGGGUUUCACAAUCCGCUUCGCCCUUGCGCGGUGGCUCUGUCAUCUGCGACGCUGGGGAAAAUCAACCCCGGCUUUACCCGCAGCUCUGGCAAAUUGCAGCCUGGUGCAGGAGUAGGCAACAAGCUAAAAGAAAUUCUCAUUUUUGAGUGUUUGAGAAACACAAUCUUGCCAUCAAGAGCAGUGGCUGCUUUGCCUCCCCUGGUUGCUCCUGGGGGUCCUGCUCAGUGCCGCGGCGGGCAGAAGUUGGAGGGCUUCAGCAGCAGCAACUCUUCUCCAUCCACCAUCAGGUUUGUCAACUGCAAGGAGGACUUUCCCAUAGGGAAGAGGGUGGUGUGUUGGUCCCCAUCCCUUACGCGAUGCCUGUGUUCCUGUAGUGGGAAUCACGGCAGUGCUGAAUAACGCUGGGCUGGGCACAGAGAAGGAGCUGAAGUUGGACCGCGAGUGUCCUGCUGCUGCUGCGAGCUGGGGCUGGGCUCUAAACCUGCCCUAACCCUUGCUGAAUUAUUUCCGAGGGGUUUUAUCCUCCAACAAGCCAAUCCACUGGCCAUGCCAGCUGGCUUUCCUUCUCCCGGGCUGCUUCUGCUUGGGGUCGGCUUGUCUUUUAAGUGUGGCUGGGUGUGCACGGGCUCUGGGUGGAAGGCAGAAGCUGUGUAGGAGGAGAGGGCUGUCCCGCCACCAGCCCUUGGACCCACCAGUCCAUCAAAGCCCUCAUUUCCCCGAGGCAGAGGGUGCCUGGCACAGCACUCGUGCUUGGAAAAUGACUGGCUCCACGUCCAGGCCUUGAGUCACCGGUUCACGCCGUCGUUGUGAGCUGUUGUUUUCCGUUUGCAAAGCACGAGCGGUGACCUGCUGUUUAUUUAUAACUCGGAGAGCGUCGCUUGUUGGGAUACCGAAGAGCCAAGCUCUGGGACAGGGUCUCUGCCUCUCCUGGCACAAGGCUUGAUUCGAACAAGCCGUUCCCAAAGAAUUUGGCUGUUUUGCAGCAGUUUGGUAAAUAAACAACUCUGCUCUCGCACCAGCGACUCCCCUCCUCGGUGACAUGUGAAGACAGUGCCCGGCGUGGGGAGCGGCAGCAGCUGAGAUGCAUUCGAGCCAUGCCGAUGACCCCAAGGAAGCCAUACAGCUGAUCAAGAAGCAACUGGUGAAUGCCAUCAAGGCGUUGCAGAAGCAGUACGUGACCUCGGAUGCCAUUGUGACCAGCGACGAUGGGAAUGCGAACACCCUCUGCAGCGCCCUGGAAGCUGUCUUUGUGCACGGGCUGAAGGCGAAGCAUAUAAAGGCAGAGAGUGGAGGGAAAGGGAAGAAAACAGGAGGUCGGGGACCGCUUCCCCAGCCGGUCUUCUGGGGUCUGCUGAAGAGCAUCACCCAUCGAAAUAUUGUCUUGGAACUGGAACAACUCAUCUUUAUCAAUACAGACGUCGGCCGCUGCCGAGCCUGGCUGAGGCUGGCUUUGAACGAUGGCCUCAUGGAGUGUUAUUUGAAGCUGCUGCUGCGGGAGAGGUCCCGGCUGCCCGAAUACUACCAAGCGACCGCUCUGCUCUUAGAUGCCGAAGAGUGCGAGUUUCUCCUUUGCUACUUGCAGGGCUUAUCAUCCUUAACCUUUGAGCUCUCCUAUAAAUCAGCAGUUUUGAACGAGUGGACUAUCACCCCUUUGUCCCUGUCGGGUCUGUGCCCUGUUUCGGAGCUGCUGGAGCCCCUCACGUCCUCGACAUCCGAACCCCACAGAAAAGCAUCGCUGGGUUCGAUCUCCCAGUCAUCAGGGUCGGACGAGAUCGAGAUUCAACCCUCCGUCCUACCCAUCAGCAAAGCCAGCAGCAAAAUCAAACUCACGUCGUCCUCGUUGAGCCUUAACACCACGAGCUCAUCCCAGCUCUCCUCCAGCCUGGGCUCUGACAGCAUCCUCCCAGCUCACUGUGCCCGCAGUCCCGAGCGGAGUGAGGAGCCGCUCUCCUGCGACUCCGACCUGGGGACGGCCACUGCUGAGGACCUGGACAGGUCGCUGCAAGAGGUGUUGUCCGAGUUCAGCAAAGCCAAGCUAAGCCUGGAAGCCCCAGAGGGACCGCUGGCCCCAAGCGUGCUAGGCUGCUCCCCGCAGCAGCCCGUCUGUCCCCCAGACACAUCGCCCGUCCCCCCAGCACCAUCCCACAGAGCUCACCAGCAACCACCUCCCGACGCUGACAGUACAGGCUCUGCUCAGACGGGCAACGUGGUCACUGCCAGUGAUGGGGAUGGAGAUGCAGCACCACAAGCCAGCAGCACGGCCGGCGUUUCGGCCACGCGGCGUGGCAGUCCAAGCAGAGGAGAGACAGGCAGAAGCGGCACAGUCGGUGGCAGCGAGACAAGCCAAGCAGUCCGCAGCCCAACGGCUGAAUACCUCCUUUCUCCACUGCUGGGUUGUCCGAAAAGAAAGAGCUGGAUCUCAGAAGAUGAUUUCUACAGACCUUCUCCAGGAGAGAGCAGCGAAAGCACAGCCAACACCAAUGGCUUUGGGCCAGAGGGGGCUGGCGAGGGUCUGGCCCCAGGGCUCAUUAGCGCUCUUGACUUGGAAAGGCUGUCAGUGCCAUCCUUGGAGAGCGGGAAACCCAAAAUGUCACCCGAACGGGAACAAAAGGGCUUCAGCGUUGUGCAUCGCAGGCAGAUGGGUCUUUCCAACCCUUUCCGAGGGCUCCUGAAGCUGGGCAGUCUGGAGCGGAGAGGAGCCAUGGGGAUAUGGAAGGAGUUUUCCUGCGAGCUGUCGCCACUGGAGCUCCGGCUCUUCUUGGACCACGAGGACCGCAUCUGUGUUGAGAGCUAUUCCCUGCUGCGGUGCGAGUCACUGGCGCUGACGCACUCGGACGGCCGUUUUGAGCUGGUUUUCCUGGGGAAAAAACUCUACCUACGAGCUCCUUCUCGAGAUGAGGCCGAGGACUGGUUGGACAGGAUCCGUGAGGCGCUGCAGAAGUGCCGGCCUCAGCUGGAGGAGGAGGAGUGGGAGACGCUGGAGUAUCCAGAAGACGGUGGCGAAGGCCAGCCUAUCCAGAGUGACUCCACUGCUCUUCUCCAGUACAGUGACGUGCCUGGGAACAGCUUUGACUGGACUCCAGCUCACGAACCAGAGCUGGAUGCAAUAAAAGAGGCUGUUCUGUACGUGGACAUGGACAAAACCUGGGUCCCUUUUAUUUUUUCCCUGUCUCUAGAGACUUUAAAGUGCUUUAAAGUCAGGAACAACGACAAAAUUUUAAGCAACAGUUACGGUAUAGAGACCAUCCAGGACAUCCUUCCAGACACGAGCCUCGGGGGACCUGCGUUCUUCAAGGUGAUUACCUCCAAAGCUGUCCUGAAGCUGCAGGCUGAGAACGCAGAAGAAGCGGCCUCGUGGAGGGAGUUGGUCCGAGGGGUGCUCAUGUCUUACCUGGAGAGCGCGGAGGAGGCGCUGACUCUGGGUGGCAGCUUGGACGGGCACUCCCAGGUCAUCCUGAAGAACAUCGUGAAGGAAAACGGCUUCUUGUUGCAAUACCUGGUGGCCAUCCCCAUGGAGAAGGGUCUGGACUCGCAGAGCUUCAUCUGUGCAGGCUGCUCCAGGCAGAUCGGCUUCUCCUUCACCAAGCCCAAGCUCUGCGCUUUCUCUGGUCUCUACUAUUGCGACAGCUGCCACCGGGAUGAUGAGACGGUGAUUCCCUCGCGCCUCAUCCACAACUGGGAUCUGACAAAACGAGGAGUUUGCCGGCAGGCUUUGAAGUUCCUCACCCAGAUCCGUAACCAGCCGCUGAUUGACCUGAAGCUGGUCAAUGAGAGCCUCUACGACCAUGUGGAGAGGAUGGGACGGAUCCGCCGGAGCAGGGAACAGCUGAAGCUGCUGGGAGAUUAUCUCAUCAUGUGCCGCAGUGGGGCCCUGAAGGAGCUGAGCAAGCGGCUUGAUCAUAGGCACUACCUCUUGGAGUGUUCCCACAAAUACAGUGUCACUGACCUGAGGCAGAUAGCCGACGGCGUCUUUGAGACCUUCCUGCAGUCUCUGCUCCAGUUUGCUUCCCAUCACGUCUACAACUGCGACCUGUGCACCCAGCGCGGCUUCAUCUGCCAGAUCUGCAACAGCAGCGACAUCAUUUUUCCGUUCGAAUUUGACACUACCACCAGGUGCAGCGAAUGCAAAACCGUCUUCCACCGGGACUGCCAAGCCAGCGCCAAGUCGUGCCCCCGCUGUGAGCGCCGGCAGAGGUACCAGCGAAAACUGGAGGCGGAGGCCAGCAUGGAGCUAAGCCUUUAGCAUCCAGGGAUCGACCUCGACGCUGCCCUUGCCUUCUCAUCCAGCCGGACUAGUGCUGAGGGGAAGGGCCUGGUGGGAGGUGCAGAGACCCCCCCCUCCUGCCCAGGAGUUGAUGCUGCGCCUGGCCCUUCCCUGGGGACAGGGAGCUGGUGGUGCUGGGUGACGUGGUGUGGGUGCUUCUGCCCCACGGAAGGACCCUCUGCCCACCCAGGGCUGAGCAAGGGGGGCUGGAAAGGUCCGUCACGCUAAGCCAGUGCUGCUCGGGGAUGCUCCCAGUCGCCCUCCUGGUGCCAACUUGGUAUGUCCCCUCCUGGUGGAAACCCAGCAGCUUUCCAGGGUGUAAAUCAGGAUUUCCAAUCAAGGGUGUGGAUAACUGACAUUGAUUAAAGCUCUAGUUUUUUAGGAUGUUCGAUACUGAAAAAACGGUAUUUUUUUACGUGGGGGUUUUGCACAAGCUGGCCUGCGCCAGGGAGGUGACGGCAGCCGCACGGGAGGGGACAAAGUGACACUUGUGCCUUUAGGGACCUGCGCGUCCCCAGGGGACCACGGGUGCCAGCCGAGCAUCUCCCGCUCGGAGAGCCCGUCCAUCACCGUGGCCUCUGGGAAGAGAGGGGAGAGAAGAGCUGGGCUGCUCCUUUUGGCCUGCUGCUUUUAAUCCUCGGAAGAAAUUUUAUUUUCCUUUCACCUGUCCCCAUGCAAAAAUAAUUAAAGUUUAUUUAAUGACGA